GUCCGGAUCUCCUUGAAAAUACCAUCCUGUACCAAUCAAUAGACCGUACCACCAUAGAUGCUAUUUUCACAUUCAUUUCGCUGGGAACUUCUUUCCUAUCGUUGAGCACCCGAAUCAAGACAUUCUAUUUUCCAUUUCUAGUCAGCGAUGUUAAAUCCACCCCGCAGGAUGGAAUACGCAGCCUUCAAUCGUAGAGUCAUUUCUGUGACGGGAUGACUGUUCUUUUGAGUUUCUUGCUCGAAGUCAUAUCCUUAGUCCUACUCAUCUCGAGUCCUAUUAUAUAUAUUGCCAACCCUCGAUCGAAUUUUUGCGGACAUCAAGAAAAAUGGACAAAUUGCACCAGGACCUUUUAUCCAGUCGGAAUUAUGCCGGUUCAGCGCAAUCCAUCAAUGAACGGCAACGCCUAACAGGCCACGCAAGGGAUCCAGCCCGGAAACCAAGGGUGUUGAUCGUAGGCGCCGGAGUUUCUGGAUUACGUUGUGCUGAUGUGCUAUUGGCUUCUGGAGUCGAUGUCACCAUUUAUGAAGCCCGGAAUCGCAUUGGAGGCCGACUGGCGCAAGCAUCUCUUAGGGGGCAUACAGUCGACCUUGGCCCGAACUGGAUCCACGGGAUAAAAGACAAUCCGAUCAUGCAGCUCAUCAGCAAAACGAGUACGGCGGUUUAUGAUGUCGGCGAAGAGCAAGCCAUUUGGCAACCGGACGGAAAAAGGAUGUCUAAAGAAGACGUUGAGUACUAUUGGAACUUCUUGUCAGAGACCCUGGACGCUGCGUCCAAAUAUUCAAGACAAAAUUCAAGUCAAGGCAUUUUGAUUCCACUCGAUAUGAGCUUGAUGGACUGGAUAACGCUCAGGAGUCUAGAACAGUUCCGUCAUGAAGGCUAUGACGAAGCGGCUGUUAAAGCAAAGACUGCCAUUGUCACUGGACUCGCAACAAGCUGGGGCAAUAUUAUUGGGGAGCCCAUCAGUUGCCAAAGCCUAAGAUACUUCUGGAUGGAAGAAAACCUCGACGGGGAUAAUCUUUUUGUGGCUGGAACAUAUGAGGACGUUCUUCAAGAGAUCGCAAAACCUGCGAACGAUAACGGCAUCAUUCUAUUUGGAAAAGAUGUUGUUCGAAUUUACACACCAAGAAACGACGAGAGCGACCAAGUCAUCGUCUUGACUGCGGACCAAGAAGAGGAAGAGUUUGACGAUGUUAUCGUAACGUGCCCCCUCGGAUGGCUGAAACAUAACAAGCGUUGUUUCUCACCUGCUCUCCCGAAGAAGUUGGAGCAGGCCAUCGAUUCCUUGGGGUAUGGAUGCCUAGACAAGAUUUAUAUCACGUUCCCGGAAGCAUUUUGGAACGGACCACCGUGCUGUAGGACCUCAACGGGCGAGGGCGAAGGCUCAUCUUCCGAUACACCGACGUCUUCAGCAUCUACUUCAUCAGUGACUAGAACAGAACUACUAACACGGCCAAUGACUGAUACUGCACCUGAACUCCCUACAAUCCUAUCAUGGACCUCCCCAUCCUAUGCUCGCGAUACGAACCCCGGGAAAUGGUCACAAGAAGCAAUUAACCUUGCCAACCUUCCAAAUCAUUGCUCACACCCAACUCUUCUCUUCUACAUCCACGGACCGUGUUCGCGCUAUAUCGCACAUCUGCUCCGCUCCAACUAUCCGACCACGGAGCGUGACGCAUCAUCUGACCAGGUCGACUCCAGACUGUUCGAGUUCCUUCGCCCGUACAUCUCCAAACUCCCCAACUACGACCCCUCCAGCCCGUCCUGCCAACCGCUCGCCACGCUUGCCACGCUCUGGACCGCAGACCCGCUCAGUGGUUACGGCAGUUACACGAACUUCCCCGUCGAGCUAUUCAAGGGAGAGGAAAAGCUGCUUCUUCUACGAGGUGAGCUCCGUACAGAAGACGAUCCUCACGACGGUGAGGAGGAUGGCGGGGCGGAGGUCAUGGCGAGACGAGGUGUGUGGCUUGCCGGGGAACACACGGCACCAAUUAUUGCCGUCGGUACCGUUGCAGGUGCCUAUCUAGCUGGCGAGAACGUGGCCAGGAAGCUAUUAGCAACGCUGGGGAUGGCUGACGGGGGUGGGUAGGGUUGGCAUAAACGGGUGGACAUGAUAAUAGUGCCGACCAUUUGGGGAGGAUGAAGUUGAUGGCGCAGUUACCUUGACGUACGCUCCCGACCCUGCUGAGCUAGAAGAAUUGAAUUUUAAAAUAUGGAAUGGGCAAAAGCUUUCGAGGCCCUGAGGGCUACAAAGCUGAUCUGUCAGUGCUAUCAGCCAAGACUAACAUUUACAGUUUUAAUUCUAGUCACGAAUAUAAGCCUAAUGGUAUGCUUAAGUGAAUGGCAGGUGAAUUGGAAUCCACGAUUUGUAGGCAAGUAUCAGAAGGGUUUGGGAAAAGCGUUUGGACAAAUUCCUGAUACACUCCGGCUGAAGGUUUCACCGCGGUAGAUAAUGUAUGCAGAUCUGAGAUUUGUUCCGACCGGCCCGGCCGAAGUAAAACAUCAAGAUAAAGCAAGUAGGUUAGUUUGAUGGUUUCGAC
Messenger RNA from Eremomyces bilateralis CBS 781.70, 2537 nucleotides. Its product is annotated as FAD/NAD(P)-binding domain-containing protein. The coding region runs from base 326 to 2086 and encodes 586 amino acids. NCBI's taxonomy places the organism in Eukaryota, Fungi, Ascomycota, Dothideomycetes, Eremomycetales, Eremomycetaceae. Gene Ontology annotation, molecular function: oxidoreductase activity. The record is from RefSeq and is a predicted model, not a curated record. The transcript has 2 exons.